Durio zibethinus is the source of this 2209-nucleotide messenger RNA. RefSeq names its product Tetratricopeptide repeat (TPR)-like superfamily protein. Gene Ontology annotation, molecular function: RNA binding; protein binding. The record is from RefSeq and is a predicted model, not a curated record. Gene Ontology annotation, cellular component: intracellular membrane-bounded organelle. Gene Ontology annotation, biological process: RNA modification. Lineage: Eukaryota; Viridiplantae; Streptophyta; Magnoliopsida; Malvales; Malvaceae.
UUCUUGCUAAAAAAAAGCAGACAAAUGCAGGCUCUUAAAUGGCAAAAGCAUCUUAAACCUCUCCUCUUAGCCUGCAAAGACAAAAAAUCCGUAGCUAAAAUUCACGCUUUCGUGAUUCUAACUGGCGUUUACAUACAUAAAACCUCCGUUGGCAAUCUUAUCGCAUCUUAUGUACGAGUUGGUGAUAUCUUGUCCGCUCGUAAAGUGUUUGAUAAAUUGUCUACCAGAGGUGUAGAUGCAUGGAAUGCAAUGAUCGUUGCCUAUUCUCGUAAUAGUUUUCCAAAACAAGUUCUGGGUUUUUAUCAUCAGAUGAUUCUUGAAGGCAUCAGGCCUGACAGCUCCACUUUUACCGUGGCUAUUAAGGCGUGUGUUAGUUUGAUGGACUUGGAAAUGGGGGAGGAGAUUUGGCGUAAAGCGGUAGAUUUUGGAUAUCAGAAUGAUGUGUUUGUAGCGUCUUCUGUUUUAAAUUUGUAUGUGAAGUGUGGAAAAAUGGAUGACGCAAUGAUGGUGUUUAACAAGAUGCCAAGAAGGGAUCUUGUCUGUUGGACUACUCUGGUAACAGGGUUUGCGCAGAGUGGAUGGGCUAGUGAGGCGAUUGAUUUGUAUAGAAAGAUGCAAAUGGAAGGGGUGGAAGGAGAUAGUGUUGUGAUGUUGGGGUUGAUUCAGGCUUCUGUAAAUCUUGGGGACUCAAAGUUGGGACUUACAAUUCAUGGAUAUAUGAUUAGGAAAGGUCUUUCGAUGGAUGUUGUGGUUCAGACUAGCCUUCUCGAUAUGUAUGCUAAGAAUGGAUAUUUGGAAUAUGCUUCGCGUGUCUUGAAGAAGAUGCCAAGUAUGAAUAAUAUUUCUUGGGGUGCAUUGAUUUCUGGCUUUGCUCAAAAUGGUUUUGCUAGAAAUGCAUUGGAGUUAUUGGUAGAGAUGCAGGGUUAUGGAUUUAAACCAGACUUGGUGUCCCUUGUGGGUGGUCUUCUGGCAUGUUCACAAGGUGGGUUGUUGAAAUUGGGUAAAUCCAUACAUGGAUAUAUCACUAGAAGGCUUGAUUUGGAUCAAGUUUCUGGCACUGCUGUGAUUGACAUGUAUGCAAAAUGUGGAGUGCUUUCUUAUGCCCGUGCACUCUUUGAUCGGAUAGAUUCUAGAGAUAGAAUCUCUUGGAAUGCAAUGAUUGCCGGCUAUGGAGUACAUGGGCAUGGAAAGGAAGCUCUAUCACUCUUCCUCCAGAUGACAAACAUGAGCAUAAAACCAGAUCAUGCAACUUUUGCUGCACUUCUCUCAGCUCUCGGCCACUCGGGACUGGUUGAAGAAGGUCAAUACUGGUUUAAUCUCAUGGUUAAUGUAUAUAAUAUCCAACCAACUGAGAAGCAUUAUGCUUGUAUGGUUGAUCUUUUAGCUCGUGCAGGACUUGUAGAAGAAGCUUAUAAACUAAUAGAUUCUAUGGACAAUGAACCUGGGGCAGCUGUUUGGGUUGCUCUCCUAUCUGGCUGCUGUAAUCAUGGGAAGUCGUCUAUUGGGGAGAUGGCAGCAAAGAAGGUACUUGAGUUAAAUCCAGAUGACUUGGGAAUUCAUGCAUUGGUCUCAAACUUCUUUGCCAUGGGAAACAUGUGGGAUGAAGUAGCUGCUGUAAGGAAACUCAUGAAAGAAACAGGAUUGAAGAAAGUACCUGGUUACAGUGUACUGGAUGUGAAUGGACAGCUCCAUGCUUUCCUUAUGGCAGAUAAAAGCCACAAUAAAUAUGAAGCUAUAGCAUCUGCAUUGGAUAAAUUGGACCAUGAGAUGAGAUUGCAUGAUCAAAAUGAAGGGCUUCCUGUUGCUUUUGGCCUCUAAAACUCGGUUAGGAUCCUUACUGCUGAUCAUGAGAAACCUUAAGAUGGGAGAGAAUGACCAUUUUAACCAAGUUUUAGUGCAAGGACUGUGGGAAGAGGAUCGUUUUGGGAACCAUGAAGCAGGCUCUUCACUCCCAAGUCCCAACUGUAAAAACAGCCUAUACCUGGCAGCUUCUAUGAUACAGUGAAGAACACCAGCUUGUCAUAAAUUCUGUAAUUCCUAUUCUUCCAUAUGGUUGUUGGAAGAUGUUGAGGUACUAAUAGCACGGUUGUUGGAAAAUGUUGAGGCUAGAACAAUCCCGUCAAUGUGCCACACUAACAAGGAUUGUGUUGGCAAAUGCUAUCCUAGUUGUGAUACUGGUACGUGCAAUUUUGUUCAAUGUGUUUGUGGA